This is a messenger RNA of Suillus subaureus, 3219 nucleotides long. RefSeq lists its product as uncharacterized. Gene Ontology annotation, molecular function: RNA polymerase II complex binding. The transcript is spliced from 14 exons. Gene Ontology annotation, cellular component: Cdc73/Paf1 complex. Gene Ontology annotation, biological process: regulation of DNA-templated transcription. The record is from RefSeq and is a predicted model, not a curated record. The coding region runs from base 1 to 3219 and encodes 1072 amino acids. NCBI's taxonomy places the organism in Eukaryota, Fungi, Basidiomycota, Agaricomycetes, Boletales, Suillaceae.
AUGGAAGAUGUGACAUAUGUCGGCAGCGGGAGGUCAAUCGACAUCGAACUUGGGGGACAAGAAGUCAUCACCAUCGAUCUUGACAACCUCGAUCCGAAUCCGGAAGAUGUAUUGGACCUUUUGAAGGAGGGACAGUGCAGAGUGUCUGUGUGGACAAAGUUAGCUGGCGAGUACUGGCGAAGGGGUUACCUAGCAGCCGCCGAAAGGAUAGCUCAUUCCGCUAUUGAAUCAUUACAUGCAAACGGAACGACGGCUUCCUCUCCUCCAAUAUACGCACUUCUUGCAAAUAUCCAGAUAGCUCAUGCUCAAAAGGCCCCCAAGUUGGUUCUUUCAGAAGCUCGCGAGGAUAAACUGACAAAUGUGCGCCCAAAGGAAGAAUAUUACCGCGAAGCUGCUCAGUAUCUCAACACUGGUGAGAGGGCUGCUGCAGAAGGUGGUGAGGGUGUGGGCGGAACUUUGGCAUUCUUGACUCGAGGGAUACAACAACUCGCGACGAGGUCUAUGGAUGAUGCCAUGCGCUCCUUUGAGGGUGUACUAGCUGAGAAACCCACUAAUGUCGUGGCACUCCUCGGUAAAGCUCGAAUUCUCUAUGCUCGAAGGAGUUAUCCUCAAGCGCUCAAACUAUUCCAGCAAAUUCUCCAACUCAACCCGCGCUGCAUCCCUGAUCCACGCAUUGGUAUCGGACUGUGCCUAUGGGCAAUGGACUAUAAAUCAAAAGCGAAAGCGGCAUGGCAACGAAGUUUAGAAGUUAAUCCGACAGAUUGGCCGGCGCAGCUUUUGCUUGGACUCGAGUCCAUCAAUGCGAGUAAGACCGAAAAUCUCAGCGAGAAAGACCGUGCGCAAGCGUUCCUUGCCGGUACAAAAUUCAUAGAGAAGGCUUUCAACGCCAACCAAAAGAGUGCUGCCGCCGCCAAUGCACUAUGCGAACUCUUCCUCAGGAAGAAUAGCUAUAAACGAGCUUUGAAGCUCGCGGAGCGCACUAUUCAGUUCGCAGAUACUCUUACAUUGCUAACAGAAGGAAACCUCAGAGCUGCUCGAGUGCUACAUGCAGAGGGCUCUCUCAAAGAAGCCACCAAGUAUUACAUGACAGCCACAGAUGGUCAACCAAAACACGUUUUAGGCGCCAUUGGCAUGGCACAGAUGCAGAUCCAGAACGAUGAGAUAGCUGCGGCGAUCCAUACUCUUGAUCUUCUUCUGCAACCUCCAAAUCCUCAGCGUUCCGUUGAAGCAAUGGUCAUGCUCGCUUCUCUCCGUGCACACCCGCGUCCAGGAGUUUCGAGCUCAGACUUUGCUCAAGAAAAAGCUAAAGCCCGCGAACUAUUCGAUCGCGCUAUCAAAGCUCUCGAGCAAGACGAUUCACGUACAGCUAAUGGUCACGUCCCGCAACACACAGCCAGUUAUAUCAACGACGAUUUGGAUAUGCAUGUUGAAAUUGCACGGCUUUGGCAAGAAGAGUCUCUGGACCGGACAACGCGUGCCCUUAAGGAGGCGUUGAGGCUAAGCGAGGCGAACGAACAGAUCGACCCGCGGCUGCUCAAUAAUAUGGGCGCCCUUCAGCAUAUGGAAGGCAACCUAGCAGAGGCACGGGCCUUGUACGAAGACUCACUCACUAAAGCAGCUAACUUGGGUCCGGAUGUCGGAGAGGGAAUGUCAACGUCGAUGUUAUACAACCUCGCGCGAGUGUACGAGGACGGUGGCGACGUUGCAAUGGCGAAGGAAGCAUACGAUAAGCUCUUAGCAAGACAUCCGGAGUACGUCGAUGCCAAAGUUCGACAAGCGCAGAUGCUAGCUGAUCUCAAUCAGUCCAACGAAGCGCACGAUCUCUUAAAACAAGCCAUGGCUUCGCAAAACAACAACCUCAAUCUCCGCGCAUUCUACACCUACUUCCUCAUCCAAAGCAAUCUCCCGAAACCUGCCAAAGAUUUCGUCUUUGCUACCCUCAAGGACCACGACAAGCAUGAUGUCUAUUCAUUAUGCGCCGCUGGCUGGAUCCAAUAUCACCAAAGCCGGGAAAGUCGAGAUCCGAGUCCGAAGGGGUUAGAAGAGCGAAGACGUGGUUUCCAGCGCUCUGCCGAGUUCUACGACAAAGCCUUACUUUUGGACCCGCUCUGUGCUUUUGCUGCUCAAGGACUGGCCAUUGUGACUGCGGAGGAUGCACUCGGGUCCUUUGGGGGUGGUCCAGCUACUUCUGGUGGAGACGAUCCACAAAAGCGAAUGAGGAACGCAAGAGACGCCCUCGACAUUUUUGCCAAGAUAAGGGAGUCCCUCAACGAUGGCAGCGUGUACCUGAAUAUGGGACAUUGCUAUUAUGCUCGAGACGAAUUUGAUCGGGCUAUUGAAAGUUAUGAGACAGCAUCUGUACGAUUUUAUGGUGGCCACAAUGUUUCUGUGCUCCUAUGUUUGUGUCGAACGUGGUAUGCAAAGGCUAGCAAAGAUCAGUCUUUCGUUGCCAUGAGUACAGCGCUCAAAUAUGCGCAAAAGGCUCUCCACUUACAACCGAGCGACAAGGCCAUCCUGUACAAUAUCGCCAUGGUUCAACAAAAAUCUGCAGAGCUGCUCUUCGGUCUCAACCCAUCGAAGCGUACCCUGAAAGAUCUGGAGUGGGCGAUAUUGCAGGCUGGGCAUGCGCAACGAUUGUUCGCUUCUCUUGCCGCAGACUCUGCCUCUGUCGUACCCUACAGCCGUGAUAUCGCAGAUCAACGUAGGAAAUACGGUGAGAGUAUGCUAAGAAGAGGAGACGAGCAUCUAGCAACACAAAAGGAGUUCGAAGCCGAAGCGCAAGCGAAACUCGUGGCUGCUAGGCUGAGGAGACAGACGGAGAGGGCCAAGCUGGAGGCUAUUGAGCAAGAAAAAAUCGAGGAACACCGCCGGCAAGCGGAAAAGCUUGCAGAAGAGCGUCGUAAGGCGAGGGAACAGGCUCAGGAAUGGACGAGGGAGGUUCAGAUGGAGAGCGACGAAGAGCGUGAACGGAAAUCCAAGAGGGCCGCUAAGAAGGUCAAAGUCGAAGGGGAUAGUGGAGAUGAGGGGGGUGAACCUAAGAAGAAGAAGAGAAGCGGAGGCAAACUCAAAAAAGCCGUUGAUCAGGAUGUCGACAACGAGCAGCUCUUCAGCGAUGAUGAGGUCGACAGUAAACCAGCAAAGAAGCGUGUCCCGAAAAAACGUGUCGUCAGGGAUGAUGACGAUCAGGACGCCGUCGGAGGACCACGCAAAAAGCAAUAG